UUACAUAGGGUAUUCUCAACAAUAAUAAUGAACUGUUAGAGGUUAUGUUUACAACCUGUAACAGUCAGUUAUGUUAGAAAACAUUGUUUUUUUCAUCAGAUCUCCUUGUGAAACACACCCCCACACACACCCACACACACGCACACACAGCACGCGCACUUUCGGACCUCCUCCACCACACACACUCCUCUAGGAACGCGGUCCGAGUUUGCGUGUGACGUCACGGCACGCGUGGGCCGCCGCAGCUCGCGGAUCGGCUACAAGUUCUCGGUGUGCUCGGGCCGCUGCCCACUCCCACUGUGUCCCCUCAUCUAUAGCAGUGCGCGCUGACCAUCCUUUAUGCUGGAUAUUCUACUCCAUUCUUCUUUCUUGGGUGAUAUGGGGGAUCAUUCAAAAAAGAAGUCCGGGAUCGCCAUGUGUGUGGGCUGCGGAAGUCAGAUCCAUGACCAGUAUAUCCUGCGGGUCUCCCCGGACCUGGAGUGGCACGCGGCGUGUCUGAAGUGCGCAGAGUGCAGUCAGUACCUGGAUGAGACGUGUACUUGCUUCGUCCGGGACGGCAAGACCUACUGCAAAAGAGACUACGUAAGGUUAUUCGGUAUUAAAUGUGCGAAAUGCAACGUGGGCUUCUGCAGCAGUGACUUGGUAAUGCGUGCUCGGGAGAACGUUUACCACAUGGAGUGUUUCAGGUGCUCGGUGUGCAGCAGACACCUCCUGCCGGGAGAUGAGUUCUCUCUGCGGGAAGAGGAGCUGCUGUGCCGGACUGAUCACGGGCUGCUGCUGGAGCGCGCCGCGUCGGGGAGUCCACCUAUCAGCCCGGGCAACACACACUCCACCAGAGCUCUGCACAUGGCCGAGCCGGUACCUGUGCGGCAGCCCCCACACCGCAACCACGUCCACAAGCAGUCGGAGAAGACGACCCGUGUGCGCACUGUGCUCAACGAGAAGCAGCUGCACACACUGCGCACAUGCUACAACGCCAACCCGCGGCCCGACGCGCUCAUGAAGGAGCAGCUGGUGGAGAUGACGGGCCUCAGUCCGCGAGUUAUCCGCGUCUGGUUCCAGAACAAACGCUGCAAGGACAAGAAGAGGUCUAUGCUCAUGAAGCAACUCCAGCAGCAGCAGCACAGCGACAAAACCAAUCUCCAGGGUCUAACAGGGACACCUCUAGUGGCAGGUAGUCCCAUCCGGCAUGACAACACGGUGCAGGGGAAUCCUGUAGAAGUGCAGACCUACCAGCCUCCAUGGAAAGCGCUGAGCGAGUUCGCGCUACAGAGCGACCUGGAGCAGCCCGCCUUCCAGCAGCUGGUGUCCUUCUCUGAGUCGGGUUCUCUGGGCACCUCCUCGGGCAGUGAUGUGACUUCGCUGUCAUCGCAGUUACCCGACACCCCCAACAGCAUGGUGUCCAGUCCUGUGGAAACGUGAUGGAGUUCAGUGACCUCUGUCCACCCCAGCAUGCUGAACCCCACCCCGAUCUGCAUGAACACAGAGCACCUCACCAUCUCCACCUGAGGAACACGACGGAACCACGGAAAACAACAUACAGCAACACAGUGGAUUAAAACUCGGAACGCACAAGUGUGUCAAAAAAACAAAAACAAAACAAAACAAAAAACAACCACACGGAGCCAAGAAGCAGGGACUCACCACACGCGUUUACUUCAGCCCUAAAGGCAGGAACCCACACGGAUCCGAUAUCUUCCCGAGGAAUAUGAACAAGUUGACCCACUGUCAACAACAUAACAAAUAACAAUAAUGUCUUUACCAGUAUUCCUUACGUAGUUUUAUCAACACCUGAUGACAUUUCCCUAAUUCAAUGAGACAACAGAGCCACGUUUGUCUUAAUGCGCAUGAUCUCCGAAGACAAUGUAUAAAAGUCACAUGUAGACUAUUUUAUCUUUACGGAUGGAGGACAAAUUGUUUGAACUUCUCGAGAGAACAAAAGUAAGUUAUUGUUAUUUAUUGUCAGGACGAGAGUCCGAGCGAGAAUUAAGAAAUGACCUUAAUAAACUAUGCUAAGUGUUGUUUAUGUCUGAGAAAAACUUUGCAUGCGAAGGUAUCUAUAUCUUUUUUUUUAUUAUUUUUUUUUAAAGAAAAGAAAAUAUAGAAGAAGACUAAUCAAAAAUAUCUAUUCGGGAUUUUAUUAGUGGAUAACAGCAUAUCGAUCUACAGCACAGACUUCAACGCCACGCCAGAAAAUGGCGAUUAAAUAUCAGUGAAUGGCAUUUAGCCUGAGUGUUCUGCUAUCUGAUUUCAACACGGGAAAGGAAUAUUACAUGAAUUAUUUGGCUUGCAUUUUUUUUUUUUUUACAUCAUCAAAAAUAAUGUACAUUCCAAACAAAAGAAGUAAAUGUAUUGGUGUUGAUUUAGAAUAUAUUUGUGAAAUUAAUUUACUCAUAAUUAGAUAAUUUAUUAGGGAAUAAAUUAGAAUAGUGUUGUAGAUGAGGCAGUGUUAGUGAGUAUUAAUAUAAUCUUAGGAAAAAAGGUACUAAACUGUACUUUUUCCUUCCCUCAUGCGUACACCUUUUGUACCUAUAGUAUGUAUCAUUUACCU
Molecule: messenger RNA, 2551 nt
Organism: Ictalurus furcatus (blue catfish)
Lineage: Eukaryota; Metazoa; Chordata; Actinopteri; Siluriformes; Ictaluridae
Gene: isl2a
Product: ISL LIM homeobox 2a
Exons: 6
Coding region: 340-1422 (360 amino acids)
Biological process (GO): axonogenesis; positive regulation of transcription by RNA polymerase II; neuron fate specification
Cellular component (GO): nucleus
Molecular function (GO): cis-regulatory region sequence-specific DNA binding; DNA-binding transcription factor activity, RNA polymerase II-specific
Source: RefSeq, a predicted model, not a curated record